Phyllopteryx taeniolatus (common seadragon) is the source of this 1931-nucleotide messenger RNA. It is a transcript of the gene smg9, whose product is annotated as SMG9 nonsense mediated mRNA decay factor. NCBI's taxonomy places the organism in Eukaryota, Metazoa, Chordata, Actinopteri, Syngnathiformes, Syngnathidae. The transcript has 14 exons. Bases 78 to 1607 code for a protein of 509 amino acids. Gene Ontology annotation, biological process: nuclear-transcribed mRNA catabolic process, nonsense-mediated decay. The record is from RefSeq and is a predicted model, not a curated record.
ACCGGAACAAUAACGCAUACGCUUCCUAUUCCCAGAAUGCACCGCGGCGGUACGACUUCACAAAUGCACGAGCAAACAUGUCAGAAUCGGGCCACAGUCAGCCUGGCAUGUAUGGACCGGGACGCAGGAGAAGGCGACGCCGUGGGGAGCGGGACAUAGGACCUCCAGGCCAGAAUCUGUCCGGUCCUAGUCGGGAUCGAGAAUACCAACCUCGGGAACGAAGGGACGGAAGUGAAGACCCACCGGGCCCCCUCAUUCAGAAGACCCCCAUCAUUCUGGCCAAGCCCCCCGGGGAGAGGGCCAAGCCAUCACAGAAUACACCCGUCAGCGGGGCUCCAGUUCUUGACAAGCCGAUCAUGCUCAUGAAAGCUCGGGACGACGCAGCAAAGCCGGCGACUCCUCCGGAGGCGACGCCUCAGCCUUCUGGUCCCGGGCCCUCCAAAGUGGAGAGGGAAGGCCAACGACCCACCCAGCCUGUCUACCAGAUCCAGAACCGAGGAAUGAGUGCUUCUGCAACUAGCAGCGCUGUGGACCCCUUGGUUGGCCAAGCCAAACUCAUCCCACCAGAGAAGAUGAAGCACAGCAUCAAGCUUGUGGAUGAGCAGAUGAACUGGUGUGACAGUGCCAUGGAGUACCUGCGAGACCAAACAGAUAUGCUGGUGGUGGGCGUCGUUGGCCUGCAGGGAACUGGGAAAUCGACUGUCAUGUCUCUGCUAUCGGCCAACACCCCUGAAGAAGACCCAAGGGGUUAUGUAUUCAGAGCGCAGACUCAAGAGAUUAAGGAGCGUGGUGGAAACCAGAGCACGGGAAUUGACUUUUUCAUCACGCAGGAGAGGAUCAUCUUCUUGGACACCCAGCCAAUUCUCAGCCCCUCUAUCCUGGACCACCACAUCAACAAUGAUCGCAAGUUGCCCCCAGAAUACAACCUGCCUUACACAUAUGUGGAGAUGCAGUCUCUUCAGAUUGCCGCCUUCCUGUUUACAGUGUGCCAUGUGGUCGUUGUGGUUCAAGACUGGUUCACUGACUUAAACCUCUACAGGUUUCUUCAAACGGCCGAGAUGCUGAAACCUUCCACUCCGUCCGCAAGCCACGACAGCACGGGCUCUUCUGGCAGUGAUGACGGCGCAGAGUACUAUCCGCAUAUAGUGUUCCUCCAGAAUAAGAGCAAGCGUGAGGACUUCUGCCCGAGGAAUCUCAAGGACAUGCAUAAUGUGGUGGACAAAUUAAUGGCCCACUCCCACCUCAAAUACAAAGGUUCGCUGUCCAUGCUAGACUGCAAUAUCUUGCCUGGUCUGGGCCAGAACUUUAUGACGACUGAAGUCAACAUGUUCUUGCUGCCCAUGCAGGACAACGACGGCGAGGAUAAUCUGACGAAAGCAGGUUCCACAAUGACGUAUCCCCUCUUCUCCUUGCUGCCGGGUUACAAGGGCCACCCUUCGUUCUCCACCAUGGUCUCCAAGCUGCGCAGCCAAAUGAUGGCCAUGCCCCGCUGUCAGCUGUCACACACCAUCCUCACUGAGAAGAACUGGUUUCACUACGCCGCUCGAAUCUGGGAUGGUGUCAAAAAAUCCUCCGCCCUCUCCGAAUACAGCCGCCUGCUGGCCUAGACUCGUAGCCCUGAUGGUUUUUUCCACAAGUCCCCGUAAACGGGAUACACGGCUAUGAAAACUUUGCAGCCAUUGGCUAAGGAUGCCAUCGCCAGGGAACGUGGACCGUUUGGCGCUCCUUGUCAGGUUACCUGUCCCGUACCUUCCUUCCCAGGGAAAUGGGCGCAGUUGAGCUGUUGGAGGUGCGCUCCGCAUCGCAGUGGUGGGAAAGAGAAAAAGCAGUUGUGCAGACAAGUCCAAACAUGAUGAAACGUCUGUUAUUGACCCGUGGGACUGUUGUACAGCUGGUGCAAGACUUUGGUGAAAAAUAAAAGAAAAGCCUUU